AUGCUGCUGUUGAUGGACGAUUGUCUGGAAUCACAACGAUGCCUGAACUUGCCAGGAUCGUUCAAAUGUAUCCGAACGCUUUCCUGUGGUACCGGCUACGCAAUGGACUCAGAAACGGAGGAGUGCAUUGACGUGGAUGAGUGUACCCUUGGUGCCCAUGACUGUGGUCCCCUCUAUCAGUGCCGCAAUACUCAGGGAAGCUACAGAUGUGAUCCGAAAAAAUGUGCUCAAGGUGAGCUACAGAACCCUGUGACGGGUGAAUGCACCAGCAUUGAGUGCCCUCUCGGAUAUUAUCCUUCCGGUGGAACAUGUCAUGAUGUUGACGAAUGCACCACUUUUGAACAACCUUGUGGUGUAAAUGAGGAAUGCUUCAACACACCCGGUUCAUGGAGAUGUCAGCUGAAGGACAAUAUAUGCAUAGCAGGCUACGAAUUCAAUCCAGCCACUGGAUUGUGUGAC
Cooperia oncophora is the source of this 459-nucleotide messenger RNA. NCBI's taxonomy places the organism in Eukaryota, Metazoa, Nematoda, Chromadorea, Rhabditida, Trichostrongylidae. The record is from the annotation of a GenBank genome assembly.